This is a messenger RNA of Penaeus vannamei (Pacific white shrimp), 1359 nucleotides long. The record is from RefSeq and is a predicted model, not a curated record. NCBI's taxonomy places the organism in Eukaryota, Metazoa, Arthropoda, Malacostraca, Decapoda, Penaeidae.
UUGACUUUCAAAGAGUCGUCACUCUUCCUAUUCUGUUGAAAACAUUAUAAAACCUUCCCAGAGACUUGAAUUGUCAUAUAAUUAAUAUAUUAGUGAGAUUUGUGUGUUAUUACUUCAUUCUGAAUAAGUAACAUUUGUCCCACUUGUUUUGAAUAUGACAAUAAGCUCAAUGAAGAGAAACUUCUGCUUCUACGUCGUAGCUUUACAGACUUCAGCACGUCUACCAAGGGCUCUGCUCCGGUGAGUGCUCCGACAAAGGCCAACAAAUAUAGUGGACGUAGCAGUUGUUUUAUACGAGGCUACUACAGGUUGGGUUUUGGAUUCCCAGCUUGCAUCAGAGAUCAUAAAAACUGGGGCAAAGAGCGUGUCCACUUUGUGCAAUGAGCUUGGGAUGAAAUAAUUGCAACUGCUACAUUUUUGCAAUUCAGAAUUUAACAAUUCAAAUUGGUAAGACAAUAUUUCUGAAUAGCUGAUUUCAAAGACAUCAUUUUCAAAAUGCCAGAUACAUUGGAAGAUAUUACCCCACAGGACUUUUGGGAUCUUGCCCCAGUACUAUCUGACGAUUCUGAUAACAAUGAAAUAGUAACAGUUCGAAGAGCAGUAAAUGUAAGUUCCACUUUUGAGUCUAAGGAAAGUGUAGAGAAAGAAAAGGAGAGUUUUCCGUACGCAGAUUUCUUGAUAAAUCAAGAUCAUCAGUCAAGUGCUGGUAUGAAAGGCAAAAACCAGUUGAUUCAAGGAUUGAAAGAAGAAGAACAUUCAAAUUUGGGAGUUAAGCAAAAGGAGCAUUCAUGGCCUGAAAUUAAAGAAAAGAAGCAGUCCAACAUUGAGUUGAAGGAUGCCAGCUGUAAAGCAGAUAAAAAGGAAAUGUGGAACCAAGCAGUGAGAAAAAAGAUAAGGUCACACCAUAAGAGGUCUUCGAAGUCUGGAAAGAAACAAAAGCAGGCAGACUGUAAACUAAAUGGGAAACACUCGGGCCAUGAAAAUAAAGAUGGAAAGCCUUCUUGCCAGUUAUUAACAGAAGACUGGCAGUUGGAUCAUCAAAGGAAUGAAAUAUAUCAGACAAGUCAAGGAAUAAAUGACCAUAUGUAUUUUCAUGGUGCAAGAAAUGCCAUGCAUCAACCUAUGGAAAGUAACAUUGAUAAUGGGAACAUAGAAUUGGUAAUUAUUCCGGUCCUAACACCUGGAGGCAAACACGGCCGGGGAAGACACAUGCAUAUACAAUUUCUAUGUUUUUAUAUUUAUAGACCUGUUCCUGACUGGAAGAGAAAAAUAGUCAGCUGGUUGUGUAGAGCUUAUAAUAAGAUUGAUAUUUUACUUUUUUUGGUUUUCUGCUUUGUUAUUGCUUUUUAUAUAAUGUGA